This is a messenger RNA of Racocetra persica, 349 nucleotides long. The record is from the annotation of a GenBank genome assembly. Lineage: Eukaryota; Fungi; Glomeromycota; Glomeromycetes; Diversisporales; Gigasporaceae.
AGAAUUCGAUGUUGAAGUGCUUAAUUUAUUUAAAAAAAAAUUAAAACUGCUCAUCAAUGAAGAUGAACUAUGUGAACUAUUCUCGACAGAUAAAAGAGGAAUUGUGAGAUUUAUUAAUAAGGUUCUUGGAAAUAGGACAUAUUCGAAAGAUGCUAAAUUGAUAUUCCAAAAGUUAUUUGAAGAAAUAUGUUCUAAAUUUGAUCAAGAACUGAUUAAAUUGUAUUGUAGUAUUUGUAAACAAGAAGUUUUUGAAAAAGAUGGUUGUAUUCAUCUACUACAAAGAAUUGAUUUUGUGGAAGUUUUUGAAUUUGUACAAUUUUCGAAAGAUCAUUGUGAUUACGAAAAAUAA